UUAGGUUCAUUUACUGGAACCCUGUCCACUCUCCCGGUUCAUACCCUGGGUAGCAUAGUGAUCGGUGAAGUGCUGAAGAGAGCCGACAUUAAACCAGAUGAAAUUUCUGAAGUUAUAUUUGGACAUGUGUUGACUGCAGGCACUGGGCAAAACCCAACUCGCCAAGCUGCUGUGGGAGCCUCAGUUCCUUACUCUGUUCCUGCAUGGAGCUGCCAGAUGAUCUGUGGUUCGGGCCUGAAGGCAGUUAGCCUUGGAGCUCAGGCCAUACUGACAGGAGAGUCUGAUAUUGUGGUUGCUGGUGGUAUGGAGAACAUGAGUCAGGCUCCUCACUUGGUCCAGAUGAGAGCAGGUGUGAAAGCUGGGGAUGUCCCAUUACAAGACAGCAUACUUUGUGACGGUCUCAAUGAUGCCUUUUACAAGUACCACAUGGGAGUAACUGCUGAAAAUGUGGCCAAACAAUGGAAAAUAUCCAGAGAAGAGCAGGACAAGCAAGCGGUUCAAUCACAAAACAGGACUGAGGCUGCACAAAAAGCUGGCCAUUUCGACAAAGAAAUUGUAUUCGUUGAGGUGCCCUCCAGGAAAGGUCCUGUUGUAGUGAAAACUGAUGAAUUUCCUAGACAUGGCAGUACUUUAGAAGCAAUGUCAAAGUUAAAACCUUAUUUUCUCAAGGAUGGGACUGGUACAGUAACCCCUGCUAAUGCAUCAGGUAUUAAUGAUGGAGCAGCAGCAGUGGUUCUCAUGCGGAAGUCUGAAGCACACCGCAGACACCUCUCCCCGUUGGCACAGAUUGUCUGUACAGCUCAGGCUGGUUUGGAUCCAUCUGUUAUGGGAGUUGGACCAAUCCCAGCCAUCAGAAAAGCUGUUGAAAAAGCUGGAUGGAGCCUAGAUGAUGUGGAUGUAUUUGAAAUAAAUGAAGCUUUUGCAGCACAAGCAUUGGCAGUUGUGAGAGAAUUGGGGAUAAACCCUGAUAAGGUUAACAUUCAAGGAGGUGCCAUAGCUCUCGGCCAUCCUCUCGGAAUGUCUGGCUGUCGUAUUUUGGUGACUCUCCUUUAUGCUCUGGAAAGAACUGGUGGGAAGAAAGGAGUGGCUGCCCUAUGUAUAGGUGGAGGCAUGGGAAUAGCAAUGUGUGUUGAGAGAACAAGCUAA
Molecule: messenger RNA, 1146 nt
Organism: Staurois parvus
Lineage: Eukaryota; Metazoa; Chordata; Amphibia; Anura; Ranidae
Source: the annotation of a GenBank genome assembly